GUAGACUGGCCAGUGAUCAGGCAGGAACAGAGAUCCGGAGAGGAGGAGUGGUGUGUUUUGGAGCUGUUUAUACUGAAAUCGAGCUGCGUCCUGUUCCAUCAUGAGCGUCCCGGACUACAUGCAGUGUGCAGAAGAUCACCAGACGGUGCUGGUGGUGGUGCAGCCGGUGGGCAUCGUGCCGGAGGACCAGUUCUUUCGUAUUUAUAAGCGGAUCUCAAGCGUGAACCAGGUGACGGUGCGCGACUCCCAGAGAGCGCUCUUCAUCCGCUACCGUCACCACUACCCACCGGAGAACAACGAGUGGGGCGACUUCCAGACGCACCGUAAGGUGGUGGGUCUGAUCUCGGUCACCAGCUGCUCCACGGCUAAAGAAUGGCCUCAGACGUCCGAGCGCUUCCACGGGCAGAAGGAGCUGUUCGGCUCCACACUGUACGACUCGCGCCUGCUGGUGUUCGGCCUGCAGGGGGAGAUCGCCGAGCAGCAGCGCACCGACGUGGCCUUCUACCCCAGCUACGACGACUGCCCCGACGUGGAGAAGAGGGUGGAGGACUUCGUGGAGUCCAUCUUCAUCGUGCUGGAGUCUAAGAGACUGGACCGGGCCACUGAUAAAUCCGGUGAUAAAAUCCCGCUCCUGUGUGUUCCCUUCGAGAAGAAGGACUUCGUUGGGUUGGACACGGACAGCAGGCACUAUAAGAAGCGCUGUCAGGGCCGGAUGAGGAAGCAUGUUGGGGACCUGUGUUUGCAGGCAGGCAUGCUGCAGGACGCCCUGGUCCAUUACCACAUGGCUGUAGAGCUUCUCCGCUCCGUCAACGACUUCCUCUGGCUGGGAGCUGCUCUGGAGGGUCUGUGCUCGGCCUCAGUGAUCUUCCAUUACCCAGGAGGAACAGCGGGAAAGAGCAGCGCUCGAAAACCCAGUAUCUCCACAGCUACAGAUACGGGGAAGAGGCAUCGGCCAGGGGCUCAGGAGGUUCUCAUUGACCCAGGCGCUCUGACCACCAGUGGAAUCAGUGCAGACACCAGCAGUGAGAUCGGACGGGCUAAGAACUGCCUGAGUCAGGAGGACAUCAUCGAGAAAUACAAAGAGGCCAUUUCCUACUACGGGAAGUAUAAGAACGCUGGGGUGAUCGAGUUGGAGGCGUGUGUGAAGGCAGUGCGAGUUCUGGCCAUUCAGAAGAGAGCUAUGGAGGCUUCAGAGUUCCUGCAGAACGCCGUCUACAUCAACCUGGGACAGCUCUCUGAAGAGGAGAAGAUCCAGCGCUACAGUGUUCUGUCGGAGCUGUACGAACUGAUCGGUUUCCAUCGUAAAUCUGCUUUCUUUAAGCGAGUGGCGGCCAUGCAGUGUGUGGCUCCAACCAUUCCUGACCCGGGCUGGAAGGCCUGCUAUAGGCUGCUGCUGGAAACUCUGCCCGGAUACAGCCUCUCCCUCGACCCCAAAGACUUCAGCAAAGGUACUCACCGUGGCUGGGCUGCAGUACAGAUGCGGUUGCUGCAUGAGCUAGUGUAUGCGUCUCGUCGAAUGGGGAACCCCGGCCUCUCCGUGCGUCACCUGUCCUUCCUGCUGCAGACCAUGCUGGACUUCCUGUCUGACCAAGAGAAAAAGGAGGUGACCCAGAGUCUGGAGAACUACACGUCCAAGUGUCCAGGAGGAAUGAACGUCAUCACACUUCCAGACGGACUCAAACUGCCCCCGGUUCCCUUCACCAAACUGCCCAUCGUCAAGUCUGUGUCUCUGCUGAAUCUUCCCGCGAGUCUCCGCCCUCAUAAAGUGAAGGGUCUCCCCGGACAGGGCGUGGCCACAGCGAGCCCCUUCAUCUACUCCCCCAUCACCCUGCACAGCAGAGGAGACGAGCGCAACAAAAAGAUCGAUUUUCAGUGGGUGCAGGGAGAUGUGUGUGAAGUGCAGUUGAUGGUAUACAACCCCAUGCCCUUCGAACUUCGUGUUGAGAACAUGGGUCUGCUGACGUCUGGAGUGGAGUUUGAGUCCCUUCCCGCCGCUCUCUCUCUACCUGCUGAGUCCGGACUCUAUCCUGUUACUCUGGUGGGCGUCCCGCGGACCGCCGGCAACAUCACAGUCAACGGAUACCACACGUCGGUGUUUGGUGUGAGCAGUGACUGUCUGCUAGAGAGUCUGGUGGGGGUGAAGUCGAGCGGCUGUGCGGUGGAGGUAGUGCCGUCCCUCCCACGCCUCCAGCUCAGCACAUCACUACCACGGUCUGCGCGUGUAUGUGGUGAGGAUCUAUCCAGUAGUGUGUGUCUGCAGCUCUUCAAUGGAGAAACUCAGCAGCUCAUCAUCACUCUGGAGAACAUCGGCUCUGAAACCCUCAACACACUGGAGCUGUCCUCCAAAACCCUCACCACUAAAGAGAAGUUAUUUGGGGAGUUUUUGAGCUGGGACCUGCAGGACGCGCUGUCUCAUCUCCCUCUGAAACCAGGCCAGGCUGUAACAGUUCCCAUCAACAUCCAGGCCAAACUGGACUUCUCUGGUCAGGAGAACCUGCUGCAGGAUCUCAAUGAUGAUGGAAUCAGUGUGACUGGAUUACCGAUCUCCAGCCCUCUGAGGCAGGUCCUAAAGCCCCGCCCUGAAAAUAAACAAGUCAACACAGACGCCAACAAGAGCGAAUACAACCACGUGAAGGUAGGACUGAUACCACUUCAACCAUAAACUAAUACACACACA
Messenger RNA from Astyanax mexicanus (Mexican tetra), 2677 nucleotides. RefSeq names its product trafficking protein particle complex subunit 9. The record is from RefSeq and is a predicted model, not a curated record. Bases 101 to 2662 code for a protein of 853 amino acids. NCBI's taxonomy places the organism in Eukaryota, Metazoa, Chordata, Actinopteri, Characiformes, Acestrorhamphidae. Gene Ontology annotation, cellular component: trans-Golgi network. The transcript is spliced from 17 exons.